Myiozetetes cayanensis is the source of this 6537-nucleotide messenger RNA. It is a transcript of the gene LARS2, whose product is annotated as leucyl-tRNA synthetase 2, mitochondrial. The coding region runs from base 343 to 3057 and encodes 904 amino acids. The record is from RefSeq and is a predicted model, not a curated record. Gene Ontology annotation, biological process: mitochondrial translation; leucyl-tRNA aminoacylation. Gene Ontology annotation, molecular function: aminoacyl-tRNA deacylase activity; ATP binding; leucine-tRNA ligase activity. The transcript is spliced from 21 exons. NCBI's taxonomy places the organism in Eukaryota, Metazoa, Chordata, Aves, Passeriformes, Tyrannidae. Gene Ontology annotation, cellular component: mitochondrion.
CUCCCCCAUCUCUUUUCAGUGGUGACAAAUUCAGUAUUUUUACAGGGUAAUUUCAUCCAACUUCCUCUUCUCUCUAUUUCAUUCUGAAUUUUUACUAACACCCUGUUAGCCAUCUUCUGUUCAGGCAACUGAGCUUCUUGAACCUUCAAUUCACUGAUUUGGCUUUUAUGGCGGACUGAGUGCAAGAAUUGUAUUUUAUUAGAUAAGAUGUCUUAACACAACGGUUUUGUUCCAUACGAGGGCCACAGCUGGUUCUCUCUGCUAAAAAAAUACAUGCUUUUGUAAUUCAGACACAGGAAUAAAACGCAAAUACCAUGGAAAACAGGUAUCAUAACCUUAAGAAUGCAGUCGGUUUGUCAGAGAGUUGGCUCUUGUUCCUCAUGUUUGAAGAGACAACUAAAUGGCUUCCUGGGAUUAAUUAAAUGGCAGAGAAGACUGGUUCCUGCUUGUGUGAGAACUAUUUACAGUGAGACGGGGAAAUGGGAAAAAAACUAUGGGUUGGAGACAAGAAAAAGAGUUGAAAAUUGGUGGCUUCCAAGAAUAAAGGAUGAGUUCUGCAGAAUUUCAGAAACUGAUAAAUCAAGACCAAAAUUUUAUGUGCUUUCUAUGUUCCCAUAUCCUUCUGGGAAGCUUCACAUGGGCCAUGUUCGUGUCUACACCAUCAGUGAUGCAGUAGCUCGGUUCCAGAAAAUGAGAGGGAUGCAGGUGAUAAAUCCAAUGGGAUGGGAUGCAUUUGGUUUACCAGCAGAAAAUGCUGCAGUUGAGCAUGGCCUUCAUCCUGCAAGCUGGACAGAAAGUAAUAUUCAGCACAUGAGGGAACAGUUUGACUCACUAGGUCUCUCUUUUACAUGGGAAAGGGAAGUAACCACUUGCUUGCCAGAGUACUACAAAUGGACACAAUAUCUCUUUCUUAAGCUUUUUGAAGCUGGGAUAGUGUAUCAAAAAGAGGCCUUGGUUAAUUGGGAUCCAGUGGAUCAGACUGUUCUAGCUAAUGAACAGGUGGAUGACAAUGGUUGCUCAUGGCGUUCAGGAGCAAAGGUGGAACAGAAAUACCUCAAACAGUGGUUUAUCAAAACAACUGCUUAUGCAAAGGCUAUGUUUGAUGCUUUGUCUGAUCUCCCUGAGUGGUAUGGUAUUAAAGAAAUGCAAGCAAAUUGGAUAGGUGACUGCGUUGGUUGCUCGCUUGAUUUCUUGCUAAAGGUUAAUGGUGAAGUAACAGGAGAGAAGCUAGCAGCUUACACCUAUACGCCUGAAGCCAUUUAUGGAGCUUCCCAUUUAUAUAUCUUGCCAACUCACAGGCUGCUGCAUGGUAACAGCAGUCUCAAGGAAGUCUUUCAGAAGGAGUUCAUCGCAGGGAAAGACUCACUCACUUCAGUGACAGCUGUGAAUUUGCUUACCAAUCAGGAGAUUCCUAUAGUCAUCUCAGCAAAAACCAAUUUUGAUAAUUUUCUUGACACUAAAAUAGGAAUUCCUAGUACUAGUGCAGAAGAUGCUGCAGUAGCUAAGAAUCUGGGCAUUUCUUUCACUGAAGUCAUUGAGACAUUGCCAAAUGGUUUGGAGAAGGUCAUUAAUUCUGCAGAGAUCACUGGCAUGACUCGGCAGGAGGCUUUAAAAGCUAUUACUCAGCAGGCCAAAAAUAAAAGAAUAGGUGGAGACCUAACAAGUGACAAAUUAAGAGACUGGUUAAUAUCUCGACAGAGGUACUGGGGAACUCCUAUUCCAGUCAUUCACUGCCAGGCGUGUGGCACUGUUCCUGUACCUUAUGAAGACUUACCGGUGGUGUUGCCCAAUGUAACCACCUUCACAGGAAAGGGAGCUUCUCCUUUAGAAAGUGCUCUUGACUGGGUGAACUGUUCCUGUCCAAGGUGUAAGGCAGCAGCACGGCGAGAAGUCGAUACCAUGGAUACAUUUGUUGACUCUGCUUGGUACUACCUGAGGUACACUGACCCUCACAACACGGACAGGCCCUUUAAUAGUGACUUAGCAGACUACUGGAUGCCUGUGGAUUUGUACAUCGGGGGAAAGGAGCAUGCAGUUAUGCACUUAUUCUAUGCAAGGUUUUUCAGCCAUUUUUGCCAUGACCUAAAGAUGACAAAACACAAGGAGCCUUUCCAUAAGCUCUUGGUUCAAGGUCUUAUCAAGAAUCAGACAUUCAGACUAACAACAACAGGCCAGUGUUUGAAGAGAGAGGAGGUUGAUCUCACUGGAACUGAACCAGUUCACCUAAAAACUGGUGAGAAGCUCCAAGUUACUUGGGAAAAAAUGAGUAAAUCUAAGUACAAUGGAAUAGACCCUGAAGAAUUAGUGAAAGACUAUGGCAUUGACACCCUACGUCUUUACAUUCUGUUUGCUGCUCCUCCAGAACAAGAUAUUUUGUGGGAUGCUAAAACUGAUGCUAUGCCAGGCGUUCAGAGAUGGCAGGUGCGCCUCUGGGCACUUGUAACCAAACUUAUUGAAGCAAGAACUUCAGGAACUGUGCCCAAUCCUGAGCUUCUGAGCAAGAAAGAGAAGGCUGAAGCGAAAAAUAUCUGGGAGCAGAAGAAUCUGGUGAUUUCUGAGGUAACUGAGUACUUCACGAAGGACCAUUUGUUCAAUGCAGCUAUUUCCCGAUUGAUGAGCCUCACUAAUAUACUCCAUCAAGCUCCUCAGCCUCUUAUUCUCCACAGCACUGAAUUUGAAGAUGCCUUGGCUUCCCUCUGCAUUAUGGUUGCACCUAUGGCUCCACACAUUGCAUCAGAAAUGUGGAAAGGUUUGGCACAUAUGCAGAAUAAACUUUGUACUCAUCAUCACUGGGAUGCUGACGUACUGCAUCAGUCCUGGCCCAAAGUAGACCCAGAGUACCUUCAGCCACCAGAUGUUGUGGAGAUGUCUGUACUGAUCAAUAACAAAGCUUGUGGCAAAGUUUCUGUGCCUCAGCAAGCAGCCCGCAAUUUUGAAGAAGUCCGUGAGCUGGUUCUUCAAAGCGAACUUGGACUCCAGCAUCUCCAGGGACGAACCAUUAAAAAGGCUUUUCUGUCUCCCAGAACUGCCCUCAUCAACUUCUUAGUGCAAGAAUAGCAAAGGUUCUGCUGGGCUGCAAAAGGAAGCUGGAACCUUUUUAAGGUGAAACCAAAAAUGCCAGUUACGGUUAUUUCAAUCUCAUGCAAAGGUGGGGAAGAAAUCUUAUUAAAAUCAGGUUGCUGCUAAAUCUUCAUUUCAAUGUGGAGAAAUGUGCAGAAAUAAAGUUUCUUACUGUGUCAUAGGAAGAUGCUGCUUGUCCAUAUUCUCUGGGAGAAUGUGAAGAAAGUGCAGAAGAACUAAACAAUUGUAACAGAAUGUAAAUUCUAUAAAGCUCAUGGGGGCUAGUGUCAGCUCAGGAAUAUAUCCUGUCGGAAAGUUGGCUUGGAAUGAAUGUGAUUCCAGGACUAAACAAGUGCCAUGAGUCUGUGCUACCCCAAAUAUUAGGUGUGCUUUGCUCCCUAUAUCUCAUGUUUGGGUACCCUACCUUUAACUAACAUUUUAAGCUUUAAGAAAACGUUACUACAGUGUGUUAGUUUAAAAAGUAAUUUCUUUGCACUGACCAAUAGCCUUGGGCACAGCAGGUAGCCAGAAUGGGGUGGUUUAAUACAUUUCACACAAAUUUCAGAGCCAAGCCAAGAAAAAGGUCAGAUUAUUUAGCCAAGCCCUGCUUUUGCCAGGAUUCUCCUUCCUAGCUGGCAUAUUUGUGUUGGCAUAUACAUGAGAGGUUCAACUUCAGCAAAGUGCUGAUGGUUGUUUCUGCCUGGAAUGGAAUGAAAGUUACUUCCUACGCAUGAGCCAUCUCAGAGACUUUAGGGGGAUUCAAGAAAGGGCUGAUUUGGCUGCUAGAAAUGCAGCAGCAGGGAAGGCAGACAGCGUGCUUUUUGCCUCUACUAGUUCUUGUAGUGCCUACCUCGUAAAACUUGAUUUUUUUUUUCCUGAGGGGUUCAUGAAGUGAAAAUAACCAUCAUGUCUCUAAAAAUCAAUCAGAGUAUCAUAAAAUGCAGAACCGUUCUCCUGCCUCAUUCCAACCCUUUGGAAUUGGUAUUUGUAUGCUGCACUGGUGUUACAUCCACAUGGAAAUGUUUAUUGGAUUUAGCAAAUGCUUGAAAAAGAGUUCGCAAAGAAACAAUUAUAGGGUUCAUUGUGAAAGAAUGUCUUUUCUUUAACAGUCAUUAAACUGACUAGUCCAAUAAGCCGGCCAUUUAUGAGCCAUCCUGACAGUUAAGAAGUCAGCAGUAAUGACCAACUAGGCAAAUACAGAGAUCUGUAGUAACCCUCCAGCCCAGCAGGCAUCCAGACUCUGCAUUAGAUUAAAAGGAAACCAACAAAAAUCUCCCACGUAGCAGUAAAUAUAAGUGCAAUAGAUCCUAAGCAACUAGGAUCAAGACAGAUCACGCGUAGGUACUAGCUAAGCAAUGCCAAUAUUCAUUUUGCUUUUAUGCAUUUUUGGUACCAAAGAUGUAGUUGCAUAACAGAGAUGCCAGGCUCAGCGAGCACAUUUGGCAUCCCUACUUCUGCAACAAAACUCUUCUGAUUUCUGCUUCCUCCUGGACCACACUUGUGCAGAUUUUCUCUCCAGCAGUCCUGCGACACAAGAAUGACUAAGAAAUGGAAUAUUUAUAAUGAAGAUACGGUCUUUGCAGUUUUAACAUCCAGAAAUCUGAGCCACAAAGGAAUGCAUUCAGACAUUCAAACACAGGCCUUUAGUUGGAGUUAAAAUAAUUUGAAUUCCAGUGUCUGCCUGACAUAUAUGUUGUUAUAAAUUCAUAAAACUUCUGUUCAGAAGCCCUUAAAGGGACUAUGAAAGGGAUCCUUUAAAGUAAAAUCUGUGGCACAGCACAGUCCUGCUUUUUUUUUUUUCUUUUCUGUAUAAAAGUUUAACACACUCUGUGGAACCAUUUUAACAGAGUUUUUCUUUGGGGAAAAGGUGACAUGUUUGGUGUAAAUAAAAACUUUUAAAAUUUACAAGGAUGAAGAAAGAUGUUGUAAGCCCAGCAGCCCUGUGGUGCCUUUAAACAAAAGCUGCAGUCACUGCAGGGCCGGGCAGCAGCCCACAGUGUUGAUUGCUGUUAGCACUUGUGGGUAUUUGCUCUUGCCUGAGGAAGUGAAUUGUAGAUGUCACUUGGUGAUUCAGGCAAAAAUCAAAAUAAGGAAUGGAUUUCUACAGGCUAAAAAAGGAAAGGUAGUGUGAACAGCGAUGGCACAAAAAGUAUACGGUCAGAAGUCACGCCAGUGUGUUUACAGUAAGUUGUAAUUCAGUGUGGUCUAGAGGAUACAAAAAAGGCGGUGAAAAAGUGAGUGAGAGAGAUGAUGCAGGCAGUGUGACAGAGCCUAAUCCCCUGGUAACUGUAUGUUUGAAAGACGGCAGAGGUGCCAGCUGCAGAGCUGUGCAGUUGUCCUGGCAGCUGCUGACAUUUCUUACAAGGUUGACCUGCUCUGAAGCACGACUGCCAUUUUUCUUACAAUAAUUGUAACUCACAGGUUUGCUCUGUGCCUAGAUGGGCCCAGUAAUCAGACACAGGCUGUAGCCUGUCACUAAGCCUUUGUAUAAUAACUUAUCACAGAAGUCUCAUUUAUUUCACAGUUGUUACUUGUGUCACACAGCAUCUUUAUGCUGAAGAUGGUAUUUGGCGUUACCAGAGAUUGUGUCCUUUUGAAGAGUUCAGGGGGUAAAUAGUGUGGGAGUUUUAAAUCUGGGAGGGGGAUACUUGAGAAGUGAGAAGGAAAGUGCCAGUGGGUGAUCAGUAGAAUUGCUCUGUGUUCAUUGCACACGUUAAAAAGGACUUGGUGCCACUGUCCUUAUUCCAUGAAAUGAUCAACCAAAGAUGAUGUGGGAGGUUUGCUAAACCCAGUGGGAUAGACCCAGGACAAACUACUGCAAGAAAAGGAUCCAUGACACAGAAAGGGCAUUUUCAUCAUCCUGUGGCUCAAGGUGAUAGAAGAUUGGUCAUUGCACUGGUCCAAUUGGCACUGAAUUUCUAUUUUAAGUAAUUUCAAAUUUAAAAACUAAUUAUUGCCGCACUUUCUAAUCAAGAUUUUUCAUGCGACUAAAUUUCAAGAAAGUCCAGCCUUCAAAUACUGAUUCUGGAGAAACAAAAGCUGGCAAAGUCCUGAGAAGUCACUAAGUACUUUUCCAAUGCCAUUGAUUUCAUGAGAAAGGAUCUCAGAUGCUGGGGUGAUGGGGGCACUGAAAUGUGCUGAAAGACACCACUGUGUGGAAGAAUGUGUUAUCUGUCACGGGUGCUUCAUAGUCAUCCCCACUGACUGAGGUGACAUGGACACACCAGUGCUGCUUUGCAGCAAGGCAGUGGGGCUUUUGACAUCACAUUAAUGGGCACUGUUACGGCUGAGGUCACUAGCUGAGACAGUUCUCUAGCCAGGUUGUCCCGCCUGUGCUUUGAAAAAAAAUCUAUACAGGGGUGUUGCUCUACAGGCAUGUAUUUUUCAUGUCCUUCACCAGAGGCCAAACGUGGAGAUUUGGUGCGAAAUAAGCUCUGUGUGCUCUCUUACCAGAUUAAAGUAAUGCCUCAGAACUGA